GCAGGGACUCCUUUCCCCUCUGGAUGUGCCUCCCCGACUUUCCCAAACUCUGCGAAACACCGCAGGUGUGAGCUGGCUGCCCAGGGGUGUCCCCAUCCCAGCACGGUGCCGUGCCCAUCCCAUGGCACAAUGGUCACUGGCACCUGGGCACACUGAUUUUGGGGCUGAAAACGUGCUGGUGAGUAAUGAGUGAUCUCCUUGCCAGAUUUAAUGGGGGAACGUUUGGGCAGCCCCACAUAAAGACCAGGAUCGGUUAGGACAAAGCCUAACAAAUCUCCUCGCUGUCCUGCUGGGAGCUUGGAUAAAAUGCUGAAAAAAAGAAGAUCCACGAGACACAGAGCAGCUGACCCAGCUUCAAAAAUGUGAGUGACUCAUGGCUCCUCCAGCAAAAGGACCAGGAGCAGUGUCUGGGUUGGUGCAGGAGCCCCACAGGACACAGAGGGGGUGACGAUGAGAGGAAUCUGGCUGGGUGUGCCCGUUGGACACCUGCUGGCUCUGGGACACAGGCACAAAUGGAGAAACACGACAGAUUCCAGAAAGUUCAGGCUGUUCUUCUGCCUGGUUGGGCUCAGCAGUGCCAGCUUCUGGUUUUUCUUCCUCUGGACCCAAUUCUGCACGUCCUGUGAGAGCAGCCAGGGUUACAUGGAGACUUUCAGGAGGACUGAAGGGAACUUCUCCCAGCUCCCAGAUGUUGACUGCCACAAGAACCCUCCUUUCCUUGUCCUGCUGGUGGCCUCCUCGUCCCAGCAGGUGGAUGCCAGGAUGGCCAUCAGGCACACCUGGGGCCAGGCCAGGACAGUGACUGGGAAGCGCCUGGUGACGUUUUUCCUCCUGGGGAGCCCUGAGAAUGCCAGCCAGCAGGCUGGCAUCGCUGCUGAGAGCCAGAGGUACAGAGACAUCAUCCAGAAGAACUUCACAGACACCUAUUACAACCUGACCCUGAAGACCAUGAUGGGAAUGGAGUGGAUCCACAGGUUUUGCCCCCAGUCCAGCUUUGCCAUGAAAACCGACACGGAUGUGUUUGUCAAUGUUUUUUACCUCACUGAGCUCCUCCUGAGGAAAAAGAAGACUGCUGGAUUCUUCACAGGCUUUUUAAAACUGCAUGAGUUCCCCAUCAGGACAAGAGAGAGUAAGUGGUAUGUGAGCAGGGAGGAGUAUCCAGGAACCACCUACCCACCCUUUUGUUCUGGGACUGGGUAUGUUUUAUCCAGUGAUGUAGCCAGCCAGAUCUAUAACAUUUCUGAGAGUGUUCCAUUCAUUAAACUGGAGGAUGUGUUCAUAGGCCUGUGCCUUGCCAAGUUAAAAAUCCAGCUGGAGGAGCUGCACUCGGAGCAGACGUUUUUCCCGGAAAGGAUCGCGUUCUCUGCUCCUCGCUUCAGGAGAAUCGUGACGUGCCAUGGGAUAAACCCCCCUGAGCAGCUGAGAUACUGGAACCACUUAGUGGCAGGGACUCAAGGAGUGCCCCCCACUCCAGCAAACUCCCAAUUAACUCCAGCUCCAUCACAUUAAUGACUUUGAAAUGGUUAUUUUAAUCACAGAAUCAAAGAACUCUUAAGGUUGGAGAAGACCUCCAAGGUCAUUGAGUCAAACCUUUGACAAAACAUCCCCUUGUCAACUAAACCAGAGCACUGAGUGUCACAUCCAGUCAUUCCUUGAACCCCUCCUGGGCAGCCCCUUCCAGUGCUUAACCACCCUUUCUGUGAAAAAUUCCCUAUUUCUGCCCAAGAACAUGCAAUCCUUCUCUCCCAUCCACUCCCACCUCUGUGCAUCCCUUCUCUACACAAGUUACAAUAAUUUUUAUUUUUUUUCCUGAAAAAUUCAGGGUUAGCAACCCUCCAAAUCCUGCUGCCAGAGGCCUGGGAACAUUUCUGCUGUGCCAAACAAAAAAUUCAAAGCAUUUUUGUUCAGAGAAUCAAAUCUGCACCAUCUUCCUGGUUGCCCCUUGAUAAAUGACUGCACCCAUCUGUGCAGGCUCUUAAGGAAUGGUAUUUGUGGCUGUCAGGAUGCUCCCUCCUGGCAGAGGAAGCUGCAGCCCUGCCCUUGCAGCCAGCUCUGUGUGGGCUGAGCUGCAUCCUGGCACAGAUCCCUCCUUCAGUCUUCACCAUUUUAUUAAUUUAUUUUUUUUCUGCAGAGAUGGUGGAAUUUGCCCAUGCAAUGCUCUAGGGACAACCUUGGGCACUGCAGGUCACCUGGUGGAUGUGUAAAAGCUGCUGCUGUGUGUGCUGUGUGUG
This is a messenger RNA of Catharus ustulatus (Swainson's thrush), 2231 nucleotides long. It is a transcript of the gene B3GALT5, whose product is annotated as beta-1,3-galactosyltransferase 5. Gene Ontology annotation, molecular function: N-acetyl-beta-D-glucosaminide beta-(1,3)-galactosyltransferase activity. Bases 451 to 1509 code for a protein of 352 amino acids. Gene Ontology annotation, cellular component: membrane. The transcript is spliced from 3 exons. The record is from RefSeq and is a predicted model, not a curated record. NCBI's taxonomy places the organism in Eukaryota, Metazoa, Chordata, Aves, Passeriformes, Turdidae.